Sporothrix brasiliensis 5110 is the source of this 2520-nucleotide messenger RNA. RefSeq lists its product as uncharacterized. Gene Ontology annotation, molecular function: RNA helicase activity; nucleic acid binding; ATP binding. Bases 1 to 2520 code for a protein of 839 amino acids. The record is from RefSeq and is a predicted model, not a curated record. The transcript has a single exon. Gene Ontology annotation, cellular component: 90S preribosome. Lineage: Eukaryota; Fungi; Ascomycota; Sordariomycetes; Ophiostomatales; Ophiostomataceae. Gene Ontology annotation, biological process: maturation of SSU-rRNA.
AUGGAUAUUCUAAAGGUCCUUUCGCGCGGCCUCAAGCAGCCCAACAGCGGCAAGCAGGCCAAGGGCAAUACGAAUUUCCUUCCCACAGGCGCUGCGACGCUGCCGUCCGCCGGCUCCAGUAUCAACCCACAGCUGUACCACGACCGUGUGGCCGGCCUGAUUGCAGGCAGCAGCGGCAGCAAGAAGAGUCGGAAACGGAAGCGGAGUGGAGAUGCAGCGGGUAAUACUGGCGACGAAAGCGGCCGCGGAAGCGGAAGUGGCAGCGACAGCGACGAGAGUGAAGACAGCGAUGACCUGAACGAGCUCGACUUUUUCGGCCAACGUUCUGCGACCACGACCGACAAUGCCUCGUCCUCGGCCUCAAAAGCGGACGCUAACUCAAAGAAAGCAAAAAAGGCAGCCAAGAAACAAAAACGGGACCCGUCCGACGACCUGCUAGACGAAGACGAAUGUCGCCAGAUCCUGCGGUCGCACAGACUGAAGCUGACGCUGCUGACCGAUCGACGCGCCGCCGCCGAAGCAGCCGCCGAAGCAGCAGCCGCCGCCGUGGCCGAUAAACUGGAAAAGAAGAAAAAGAAAAAGAGCGAGAAAAAGGCCAAGCGGGCAGAAGAGGAGGCGGCCGCAGCCGCCAGCAAAGCCGCCAAGGACGAAGCCAAGAAGCAAUUCUUCUCGCAGCCCUUGACAGCAUUCACGCAGCUGCGGCAGACAUACAACCUGUCAGCACGCUUGGCCGACAACCUCGAGCGCCUGCUGUAUCGGAUCCCAACCGAGGUGCAGAUGGCGAGUCUUCCGCUGCUGCUGGACCCGGCGCUGGCACUCAGCAAGACGACGCUUCCCGGAGACGCCGCGGCAGGCGCCAUGUGCACAACAGCCGUUGAUUUUAUGGCGGUGGCACCGACAGGUAGCGGCAAGACGCUGAGUUUCUUGGUGCCAGCCAUCAACGGCAUUCUGAAGCGGCGGGCGGAGGACAAGGAAAAAGCCGGUGACGAUAGCACCAGCUACGAGACCAGCGGACGUCAGAAGCACAAUCACAUUCUCGACACAGUUGUUGUGGCGCCGACACGCGAGCUGGCGCACCAGAUUGCCAACGAGGGCAAGAAGCUGACUGUGGGCACGGGUGUGCGCGUUGUGGCCAUGAGCAAGGGCAUGCGCGUGCAGGCGGACGACAGCGACAAGGAAGCGGAAGACGACGCGAGCGACAGCGAGGAGGACAAGGACAACAACGAUGAGGAUGACGAAGGGGACGACGACAAGCCCAAGGCGUCCAAGGCGACGGUCACACGCGCCGACAUUCUCGUGACAACACCGCUCAUGUUGCUCAACUCACUAGCCCGCCGCGCUCUCCCAACGGUGCGCUCGCUCGUCCUCGACGAGGCCGACGUUCUGCUGGACCCGCUGUUCCGCGAGCAGACUCUGGGCAUCUGGGCCGCGUGCACACACCCCGACCUGCGCGCCACGUUCUGGUCCGCCACCAUGGCGUCCAACAUUGAGGCCCUGGUCGUCGAGCAGCUGGCGGCCCGCCGGUCUUCUCAUGAACAGGACGAGGGCCAGAAGCGCCUGCUGGUCCGCCUGGUCGUCGGCCUCAAAGACACGGCCGUGCCCAACGUCACGCACCGCCUCGUAUACACGGCCACCGAGCAGGGCAAGCUCCUGGCCAUGCGCCAGCUGCUGCACCCAUCCACGAGCACGUCCGUCACAGGCACAUCUGGGAGUGGUGGUGGCGGUGGGUCGGAAGCCCUGCGGCCGCCCUUUCUCGUUUUCACGCAGACUGCCGAGCGCGCCACAGCACUGCACGACGAGCUCAAGUACGACAUCCCGGCGGCCGCAGGCGGCGCCGACCGUCUGGGCGUGCUGCACGCCGCCCUCGCCGACAGCGCACGGUCGGCCGUUGUGCGCAAGUUCCGCGCCGGCCAGGUGUGGGUGCUCAUUACGACGGAUGUGCUGGCGCGCGGUAUCGACUUUGCGGGUGUCAACGGCGUCGUCAACUACGACGUUCCCGGCUCGGCUGCGGCAUACGUGCACCGUGCCGGCCGCACGGGUCGUGCAGGCCGUCAGGGGGGCCUGUCGGUGACGCUGUACACCAAGGAGGACAUUCCGUUUGUCAAGAGCGUGGCAAACGUGAUUGCCGCCAGCGAGAAGCAGGCCGCCAAGAACGGUGGCGCCGCCAACACAGAAAACAAGGGCAUCCAGCAGUGGCUGCUCGACGCGCUGCCCGAGGUGUCCAAGGCAGACAAGAAACGGCUCAAGACACGGGGUGUCGAGUCGCGGCGGAGCACGACUACGGCUGGCACCGCCGACAAGGCCAAGAACAACAAGGGCAAGCACACCAAGGGAAAGACCAGUGGCCGCGACAGCAGGGAGACCAUUCCCAAUGCAAAGGCGCGCAUCACGUCCAAGAGUGCCUGGGAGCGCCGCCGGGACAACAACCGCCGCGACGCCAUUGCGAGCAGCAAGCAGCGCAAGCAGCAGAGCCAAGUCGCAGGCGAUGGCGACGAGGGCGAGUGGGGAGGUCUUGAUUAG